This is a messenger RNA of Sphaeroforma arctica JP610, 648 nucleotides long. RefSeq lists its product as hypothetical. Gene Ontology annotation, cellular component: endoplasmic reticulum membrane. Bases 1 to 648 code for a protein of 215 amino acids. Gene Ontology annotation, molecular function: diacylglycerol O-acyltransferase activity. The transcript has 4 exons. Gene Ontology annotation, biological process: triglyceride biosynthetic process. The record is from RefSeq and is a predicted model, not a curated record. NCBI's taxonomy places the organism in Eukaryota, Ichthyosporea, Ichthyophonida.
AUGACACCCUAUGACACCCAUACGACAACUGACGCACAUCUGCCACCACACUCCCAGACGGUCGCGGUUACUUCCUUCUGGUGGAUGAUGCCCAUCAGCAUCAUCAUAUUCGUCGUAUGUCUGUGCUUCCCGCCUCUGUGGGUCAUACUGAUACCGUACAUUGUAUACUGGCUCAUAGAUAAUGCUCAUGACGAGGGCGGUCGACGUUUUGAUUAUAUGAGGCGCCUAUCCUACUGGAACUACUUCAGUGAUUACUUCCCCUGUGUACUGGUGAAGGAGGCUGACAUCGAUCCCACCAAAAACUAUAUCUUUGGUUAUCAUCCACAUGGCAUCAUCAGUGUUGGCGCCAUGAUUAACUUCUGCUCUGAAGCAACCGGUUUCAGCGAUAAGUUUCCCGGUUUAAGGAUUAGUCUGUGCACGCUGACCUCAAACUUUACCUACCCCAUCAUGCGCGAGCUGCUAAUGUCUGUCGGACUAGUAUCGGUCAGUAGACAGUCCAUCAUCGCCAAUCUCAGGGCAGGGCCUGGCUCGGGUGUGGCCAUUGUAUUGGGCGGUGCAGCUGAGUCGCUGGACGCCGUGCCAAAGACAGCCGACCUCACCCUGAGUCGCCGCAAGGGCUUUGUGAAGAUUGCACUGAGAGAAGGGUAG